AUGCGACUAAUCACGCGCCUCUCCAUUUUCCUCCUGCUCGCAGCCAGUUCUACUAGUCACUAUUUCGGAGGAAUUUGUGAUAACAGCACGUGUGGCGAGCACGGCAGGUGCGAGGAUGGUCCGAUCAGCGACUCAUAUUGGUGCAGGUAAAUAAAUAUAUAAUUUUCCCAUGUCGCUUUUAUGCUUACUGAUGACAAAUACCCUUGCUAUUGCUUCCCAUAGACUGUGACGACGCAGAAAGAAAGUUUGGGCAGGUGGUCGGCAUGGGAAAGCGGGCAGCGCCAGGGCAACACCUGCUUUUCGAGUUCUCUGUACGGGAACCUCCAAAUGAAUUGCCAUCUCAGAAAGCGAAUGUUUUCGCCUUCUUAAUAUAAUACUUCAAUAUUUACAGUUGCGACGAAGGAUUCGGAGGUGACUUCUGUGAAAAGAGAUGCCCACUCAAAUGCGGAGAGCAUGAUAAAUGCAUGCUCGACCAGGAUAACACGUUCUCCUGCCAGUGUCAAGGUAAACAAUUACUUAAAACUGGAGGCUUCUUUACUCGUGUUUUCCCACCGGGACCCCGCACCAAUCACUCAUUUUUUACCCCUCGGCAGUCACUCAUGAAAUGUCCCUCCACUGAUAUCAGCUACCCUCCCCUUUUGGCGGCUUUGCCCCGGCCCCUCAAUUCAUCAUAACUCCACCUUUCUUGUGCUGGGGCCCGCCAAUUUGAAAUUACCGAAAAUUUGAGGGAUGUUCUAACACGCGUCGCUCCCCUCAAUAAUUGUUUCGACGAGGACACAUUGGACUGUACGCGGCUGCCUGAACCGCCCGUCCCAUAGCUCAUUUGUCUUGUUGGCGGCCUCAAAGUUUCCUCUGGCUGCUCGUCUGGCGCCCGAUAUUACCACGUUAGAGAAUUCAAAUGCAUUCAAUGAAAAUUUGCCUGAACUUCUUCGACUGUUAUGUUCUGUAGCUGUCUCUCAAAACACCUUCUGUUGACCCUCCCAUGACUACUCGUCCUUUCUCUGCCCCGUCAAUACCGAUCAUCUUCGGCCGAAUCAGUCUAUAAUUACUCCCGUUGGCGUCCGUCUUCUCGUGAUAAAGGUCGUGGGAACGGCGCGAAUCUUUCGGCACAGUUGGAGACCGAAGUGAGAAUUGUAGGGAAUCCCGCAGAGCGCACUUGCUCCAUCUGGUGUCGGAGCAGAUCCGAUCUCAAAUGCACCGUGUUGCGUGUUUCCCUAAUGAGAUUGACACCUAGUAUCACAAAGGAAAUCUUCCGUUUCGGUGGUUAAUGAGGGAUAAGGAGGGCACAAAAAACAAACUUCCGGCGCAAUUUAAAUGAGAUACGAUCGUGUCGUUAUUUGAAUGAAAUGCAUUCAAAGGGUGGCGUUCCUUAUUUGAAUCGUCCAUGUUAAAGUUUCUAACGUCUCUUUUAUUUCAGGAUCACACUGUCCCGGUUACAUCAAUGUCACAAGCAAGGCAUGCGAGGAAAACUCGUGCAACAACGGAAGAUGUGUGGCGUUCAAUGGUGGUUUCUUGUGCGUUUGCAAUAGCGGAUACUCUGGCUCUUUUUGUGAAAAAGGAUACAAUCACUGCCAGGAGCACAAGUGUUAUCCGAGAUCCGAGUGUAUCAAUCAAAAACAAGGAUACUUCUGCUCCUGUCCGCCGGGAAGAUCAGGGCGUUACUGUGACAUGCCCAAUUGUCAGAUGAUGCUCGGAAUUUGCAACAAAGGAAAGUGUAUCUCAAAUUCGGAAUCGGACAAACGAUUCGAUUGUAUUUGCGACGAGGGAUACACCGGAGAGUACUGCAAUAAGGACAAGAACGAGUGUCUCGGAGAGAAGAUGUGCUUGAACGACGGGAAGUGCAUCAAUCUGCUCGGCUCUUAUUAUUGCGAUUGUCCGCCCGGAUACACUGGAAAAUGGUGCGGCAAUACUGUUGAUAUGUGCGCUUUUCACAAAUGCGAGAACAACGGAACAUGCAUUCACACGGAGAAACAAGAGCCAGUCUGUCAGUGCAAAGACGGGUUCAUCGGAAAACGAUGCGAAAAGCAGUGCCCUCCGGGAUACACGGGAAGACGGUGCGAGCUCCGUCUGGACGAACGGACUUGCUCUCGUACGAAGGGACGAUGCCACAACGGAGGAAAGUGUAUCCAAGGAUUCUGCACGUGUCCACCUGAUUACACAGGAACGCAUUGCGAAAUUCACAAAAGCGAUGUUGUCAGGGAGAGAAGCAAUACGUGUGCUUCGGAUCCGUGCAUGAACAAUGCCACCUGUGUCGACGUCGAUGCAGAGAUCGGAUAUGCGUGUCUCUGCCCGGAAGGAUUCGAAGGAGAUAUUUGUGAAAGACAGAAAGGUAAGAAUGAAAUCUUUAACUCUAAAUUUAAAAUUGACAUUGAUUUCAGAUUGGUGUAAAGAACAAGAAAACGCCUGCGCAAACGGAGGGCACUGUCAGAGAAAAGGCGAUUCGUUCAUUUGCACUUGUCCAGCUGGAUUCGAAGGCGAGCGAUGCGAGCAGUUGGAGAAGUUCACGUGCAAUUCAAAUCCAUGUGCCAACGAGGGAGUUUGUGUGCACGUCGGUCGCUCUGCCAAAUGCGAAUGUCCGUUCGGAUUUGCCGGACCCAAGUGCCAGGAAAGAGUAGAUUUGCCCGAUUCGAAGGAGCGUAUGCUCCGAACGAUUUGCGAUCAACGCAACUGCUCUUCUCUGGCCGGGAACGGGAUCUGCAAUCCAGAAUGCAAUCAAGAAGUGUGCAAUUUCGAUGGAGGAGACUGCUCCGGAGGACAACAGCCAUUCCACAGAUGCCAGUACGCGGCCAAGUGCUCCGAUGCUUUUGCGGACGGCGUCUGCAAUCAGGAAUGCAAUAGUGAAGAGUGCCUCUACGACGGAUUGGACUGUCUGUCGGCAGUGUCCCGAUGCCCCGCCAAAAUUCGCAAUUUCUGUGCUCAACGUUUCGCUAACGGUGUCUGUGACGUGGAAUGCAAUUCGGAAGGGUGUGGGUACGACGGAGGAGACUGUGUCAACCGAACACAAAUGACAAUUCUGACGGACAUUCGCAUCAAGAUCCAAAUGGAUCCGAUGGUUUUCAAAGAGAGUGGAGGACAAACUCUGAUUGACAUCAGUUCAGCCCUCCGAGCAACUGUUCGAAUUCAAAGAGACGAGAAAGGCCCGCUUGUUUUCGAGUGGGACGGAGAAAAAGAACUGGAAAGACUGGAAAUGGACAUUGAGCGACUCGCCGAACAGAACGUUUUGUCCACACGCGUUCGGAAGACCCGCAGUACGAACUACCAACUGAUCAGAGGAAUCGUGCUCUACAUGGAGAUGGAGGAGAUCUGCCAGGUUACCGACUGCCGUUUCACGUCAGCGCAAAGCGUUGUCGACUUGAUUGCCGCCGGACUGACCAAGACCGAUGUAAGAAACUAAAGAAAUCCUCUUCGUUCUAUUAAAAAAAUAUUUUCAGGGUCGCAGUUCGUUCGGACUUCCCAUCACAGAAGCUAUGGUGGCCAGUCCGAAGAAAUCCAGUGGUAGCAGUGGAUGGAGCCGAAAUCAAAUUCUGCUGGUCGCCGUCAUAGCAUUCCUUGCCUUCGGGACCGUUGCCGCUGGAGUGGUUGCCAAAACGGGCGACAACGAAAGAAGCAGGAAGAGGAAGAUGAUCCACGCACAAGUUUGGAUGCUCCCGAAAGGAAACGUCGCCGGAGUCGAUGACCCCAAAAUUCAGUCGAUUCGGUCAAGUCAGUGUUCUCUUCUCACGAACAACGAGCCAUUCCAUGCAAAGAGACAUUGCGGAGAGUACGAUAUGCCGUAUGGAGGCAACCAUCAGCAGUUCUACCCGCAACAGCUCAGAGAAGAAUACACAUCUCUGAAUCCAACUUCCGUUUCAGCGAAGAAAAUGUGAGAUUGCUGAGAUUUCAAUUUCACAUAAGACUUUUUCAGUGAUCUACAUGUUCAAGCUUCUGGAUGUGGCCCGAUCACCAUACCACUGACGAAGGAGUCGGUGAAUCAAGUUGAUGCGACGUUCAAACGACAUGUGCUCCAUUGGCUGGCUGCGAACAAGAACAAUAUGCCGGAGGACAUGAUCACGUCGGAGUCAAAAAGAUGCAUUGAAGCGGGUGCCGAUGUGAACGCCCUCGACAGCGAGGAGAACACGCCGUUGAUGCUAGCGGUGCGUGCGAGAAGAGUCAGACUUGCCGUCAUGCUUAUGAAAGCCGGAGCAGAUCCAACCAUCUUCAACAAGGCGCAACGAAGCGCACUGCACGAGGCGGUUUCAUUCCAAGAUCAUCGAAUGGUCAUGAUUCUGCUUCUUGACAAACGAAUGCUCAAAGAAAUAGACGAACUGGAUCAGAACGGAAUGACGGCCUUGAUGCAAGUCGCGCGAAAGCACGGAGACGAUCAAGUCAAGAUGGCACAGCUGCUCAUCAAGAAAGGUGCCAAAAUUGACGCGGAUGGAACUGCGCGGAAGAACACGGAGCUCUACCGCGGACGAACUGCCCUCCAUUAUGCAGCCAGUGUGAACAAUGUGCCGAUGGUGGAGUUCCUUGUGGCCAACGAUGCGAACAAAGACAAGCCGGAUGAGGACGGACAGACUCCUCUGAUGUUGGCAGCGAGAGAAGGACACGAACAUACCGUCCAGUUCCUCGUGGAGGCCGGCGCCAGCAUUUCUACCACUGACAAAAGUGAAAAAACUGCGGCUGCAUUGGCAGCUAGUCGAUACCAUCACGAUAUCGCCAAGUACCUUGUCGUGGCACAAAGGAAUCAGCGCGACAAUUUCGUCCGCCAACAGACUGCUCGCGGGGAAGGAGCCCGUAAGCCUGGCCGCCAGAACAUGAAGACGGUCAAGCGAGCUGCGUUGAAGAAGGAGUCGACUGUAGCAGCGAUACUGUCGCCCGGCCAGUCAACCCGCCUGACUCCGCCUCCAUCAGAUGGAUCCUUCUCUUCUCCGUCACCCCAUUUUGUUCAAACGAUGACAUCGACUCCAACGGCAGUGGAAUCGAGCCCCGAUCACGGUUAUCAAUCUGAGAUGGUGAGUUUCAGGAAUUGUUCAACUAUAUCGAGACCUUUUUUCAGCCGGCAACCACAUCAAAUUGGUACGUCGAUCCCUCUGCAUAUACCGAAGGAAUAUACCAGCAGAUGCCGAAUUACCCUGCCUACUACUAUCCCCAGCAGUAG
Messenger RNA from Caenorhabditis sp. 36 PRJEB53466, 5137 nucleotides. Lineage: Eukaryota; Metazoa; Nematoda; Chromadorea; Rhabditida; Rhabditidae. The record is from the annotation of a GenBank genome assembly.